UUCAGCGAUUUACGAAAAUACAGCGAAAUAAUCAACUGAACAUAAAACAGUAAAUGCUUGUUGACAUAAAAUCAGCGAAUGAAUUAGAAGGUUUUUAAACAUUAAUAAAUUCAUUUGUUAUUUAUAUUUGUAUGUUCACGUCAACCUAUUAUAAGUGAAAACUUCGAACAGCUGUGUAGACACGGGAGCAUAGUUAAGUUACUGAUACCCUCAUGAUCAGUAAUUAUAAAAUGUGCAUAACUAGUUCGAGAUAUAGUCUCGGCUAUAUGGGUUAUCAUUGAAUUAUAUCGAUUAUCAUACGUUUAUGGUGAUUGAUUAAAUGCGGAUAGAUGAUAUGGACCAUAGCUAAGCUAUUGUUUUGGCUAGAUGAAGUUAAAAGUUGAUACCACGUGGACAGCUUGCUUCACCAGUAGAAUAUACUCUGCUUUGCUGAAUGUACAGCAAAUUUAAUUGCUUAUUCAUCAACAAGUAGUAUUUUGUUUUACUGUCACUUAUGUAGAUGAGCAUUGCUGAAUGAGCAGCAAGUUUUACUGCAUAGAUUGCUGGGAAAACAACACACCAAAAAUGAGCAAAAGUUUGCUGCUUUCCAACAAUAACAAAUUUGGUGGCGUUGAAAUAAAAAAUAUGGAGCGACAUAGUGGCGAUAUCCGAGGAUCUUUUCAAGCUCGUGUGUUGUUUUUACGCGAAUUUCAGAAUUCACGAAAUUAUUCAUACUUGACUUAACAUUUUACUUAGCUACAAUCUCCUUUGUGUCUCUCAGGUAACAUUGCGAUGAGACCUAAAAUAAAUUUUCAAGCAAUAUGGCUUCAAGACUUGGAUUUUAAAUCAUGGCUGCGGCAAGUGGACGGCAAACCGAACGUCGCAUAUUGCAAUAUAUGCAUACACGAGUUUUCGCUUAGCAAUAUGGGUAAGCAAUCACUCAAAAGCCACAUGAAGUCUAAAAAGCAUACACAACGUACAACGGCUGGCAGCAGCGUAUCCAAAUAUUUCAAACUGCAAACGCAUAUCACUCCGGCUACUUCUUCAAACCAAUCAAAACCUGAUAAACAACCUUCAGUAGCAUCCACUGUUAAAUAUCAUCUAUCCUCUUCAGGGUCAAUCGGGAAGUUUUUGGUUAAAGAUAAGGUACUACAGCGGAAAUUUAAUGAUACCUUGAAACUGUCAUCAGUCAUAAAUCUAUCCGGUCAGCUGCGAAAGAUAUAUCAGUAAUGAAGCUGAUGUUCAGUGAUAGCGAGAUCGCCGAAAAGGUACAGCUGGGCCGUGAUAAAAUAACUUACUCAAUUGUACACGGAAUAGCACCAUACUUCAAGUCAAAUCUGAUGAGAAUACUGAAUAAUUGCGAUUUCAUUGUAAUUGGGUUUGACGAAUCCUUGAAAAAAAUAAGCAAAAAACAGCAAAUGGAUUUAAACGUUCGGUUCUGGGAUAUGAAUAAAAAUCAGGUAUGAACUAAACAAUGUUUUCCGUGUGUGUGUCUGUGUGUGUUUGUGUGUGUGUGUGUGUGUGUGUGUGUCUGUGUGUGUAUGUGUGUGUGUAUGUGUGUGUGUCUGUGUGUGUGUGUGUGUGUCUGUGUGUGUGUGUGUGUUUGUGUGUGUGUGUGUGUGUGUGUGUGUGUGUGUGUGUGUGUCUGUGUGUGUGUAUGUGUGUGUGUGUCUCUCUCUCUGUGUGUGUAUGUGUGUGUGGGUGUCUGUGUGAGUGUGUGUCUGUGUGUGUGAACCAUAAAAAAACCGAAAUUCAUCUUAAAGGUGACUUGCGUAUACACCGAGGCUUACGCUUUUACGCGUUUUUUUACGCGCUGUGUACCUUCCGCGGUUAGAUUAUUUUACUAACCUAACACGUCCAUAAAUAAUCCCAAAAACUCAGGUGGUUACCCGUUAUUUGACGUCGGAAUUUCUCGGCAGAAGCCGGGCUUUAGAUUUGCUCGCAGCGUUUAAGAACGGAAUUGGAGAUAUUCCCACUCACAAAGUAUUACAAGUGUCGAUGGACGAACCCAACACGAAUUGGGCUUUAUUACGAGAGCUGAAAGUAGAAUAUCAAAAAGACGACAAAAAGUUGGUUGAUUUGGGCAGCUGCGGCCUCCACAUUUUGCAUGGUGCGUUUAAGGAUGGUGUCAAAAGCACUAAGUGGGACGUCGACAAAUUUUUGCGUGCCAUCUAUAAUUUGUACAAAGAUGUUCCCGCCAGGCGGGCCCUGUACACGCAGUAUACAGGCAGCAGUGUUUUCCCCCUUAAGUUUUGUAGCCACAGGUGGCUAGAAAACGUUGAGGUUGCCCAAAGGGCCAUUAAUGUUGUUCAACACAUGCGGAAGUUUGUUGAGAGCGUGAAAAAAGAUAAAGUGGAACCAUCGUCGAAUUCUUUCAAAGAAGUUGUUGCUUCUUUAGCCGAUCCUCUCUUGUGCGCCAAGCUUGCUUUCUUCAAGUCUGUAGCAGUUGAAGUAGAGCCGUUUCUGAAGGAGUUCCAAACGGACGAUCCGAUGGUACCAUUCCUGUAUGCUACACUCUGUCAAACAUUAAGGAAUAUUAUGGAAUGUUUCAUGAAGUUCGACCAGCUGAAAAAUAUUACAAAGGUCACUGCUGAUGACGUAAAAGACAGCAAACAUUACUUAUCGUUGAACGAUAUCGUACUUGGUCUCGAUACCAAAAAGGCACUUAGAACCAUUGGUGAUACUGUGAAAAGUAAGGAUCUACUUCAAUUUAGAACAGAAUGUAGACAAAUGUUAGUAUCCAUAAUUUGCAAGAUGCUCACUCGAUCACCCUUGAGCUAUCCAAUGACCAAAGCUGCAUCGUGCUUCGAUCCAGCUAUGAUUUGUGCCGAUCCGAAUCUAGCAAAACGUCGCGCUGAAAAGGUGUUGUCUAUACUGACUGAUGCUGGAAGACUCACUGGACCUCUUGCGGAUCGAGCAUUGAAACAAUUUCGAUGCAUCAUUGCAGAUAAAACAAUUUUUGACCAGUCUGAUAGAACAGACAAUCGAGUGGAUCAUUUUUGGAUCAGAAUACUAGAGAAAAACAACGAUGAACUGUCAACCGUCAUUAAAAUGGUUAGUUGUUUGUCACAUGGGAAUGCCAAUGUUGAAAGAGGCUUCUCUAUAAAUGCUGAAUGCUUGUUCGAAAACAUGCAUGAUGAAUCAUUGGAAGCUAGACGACAAGUAUAUGACGCGGUUUGUUAUGAAGGAGGAAUAGAACAGGUUUCUGUAACGAAAGAGUUGAUCCACAGUGUUCGAAAUGCCCGUGCGCGCAUCAUGGAAUAUAAAGAGCGUUGUAAGAAGGAAAGUACUGAUGCCGAGAGAGAAAAAAUGCUAGAACGCCAGCGUACCGUUGAAGUUGAAUUCUCAGAGAAAAAACGAAAGCAAAUUUUAAGUGAUGCGAGCAAAGAAGCUGCAAGUUUGGAAAAACAAAUUAACCAACUGAAAAAAUGAUUACAUACCGAAUUUAGAUAUUUGAUCAAGUUCACAGAUUGAUUCCUCAAUGUAUAUCGCCACCCGUCAUGAAAAUCGUUAUUUCAUUCGUUUGGAGGACAACACUCAACAUUAUUAAGGACAUAGGUAUCCAGUGCACAGAAAUAACUCAUCACAGCAGAAACAUCGCUUAAGAACGACAGUAACUAAUUAUUGGCAAUCAGCAAACUACCAAACCAGUAACAACGUCUUGAUCAACAACUUCGAUGAUUCCCUGUGCAUAUUUUUUAUUCGUAAAAUAUUUGCAUUUGAUACUCAGUUGUGCAAAAUAAUUUUGAUUCCGAUGUCGAAAGAGAAAAAUUACUAGGUCGCCAGUGUUCCGUUGAAAUUAAAUAGUUAAAGAAAAAACUUGAGCAAAUUUCAAAUGCUGCGAGUAAAGAAGCUGCAAAUUUAGAAAAGCAAAUCAAGCAACCUGAAAAAUGAUAACAUACCGAAUUUGGGUUUAAUGUUUUUCACUGUUAUUAAUUUCUUCAAUGCAAAUCACAAUUUAUCUAUAAAAACAUUGUUUUAUUUUAACGUGAAUUAUCGCUGUCUUUCAGGUAGAUUGGUCAGUUCACAAAUUCCUCAAUGCAUAACGUAACCCUUAAUGAUGGUCGUUAACUUAUUGGGCUGGAAGAAAACACUCACCAUUAAUCAGAACAUACGCUUCCAGUGCAUAGAAAUAGCUCAUCACAGCAGAAAAAUCGGUUCAGAACGACAGCUACUAACAUUUAACUAAUUAUCGGCAGUCGGAAACGUCGUUAUCAACGCUCUCCGAUAGUUUUCUGUUCAUGUUUUACAUUUAAAAGAUAUUUGCAAUCAAUAUUUAGCUAUGAAAAAUAAUUUUGAUUCUGAUGUCGAAAGAGAAAAAUUACUAGGUCGCCAGUGUUCCGUUGAAGUAAAAUCGUUAGAGAAAAAACUGGAGCAAAUUUCAAAUGCUGCGAGUAAAGAAGCAGCAAAUUUAGAAAAGCAAAUCAAGCAACCUGAAAAAUGAUAACAUACCGAAUUUGGGUAACUCAUGUCAUGUUCAAUGUUUUUUACUGUUAUUAAUUUCUUCAAUGCAAAUCACAAUUUAUCUAUAAAAACAUUGUUUUAUUUCAACGUGAAUUAUCGCUGUCUUUCAGGUAGAUUGGUCAGUUCACAAAUUCCUCGAUGCAUAUCGUAACCCUUAAUGAUGGUUGUUAACUUAUUGGGCUGGAAGAAAACAUUCAACGUAAAUCAGGUUGACUUAUACAAUUUUUUUUCAGCACAUACGCUUCCAGUGCACAGAAAUAGCUCAUCAAUCGGUUCAGAACGAUAGCUACUAGCAUUCAACUAAUUAUUGGCAAUCAGCAAACUAUCGAAUCCAGUAGAAACGUCAUUAUCAACAACUUCGAUAAUUUUCUGUGCAUAUUUUUCAUACGAAAGAUAUUUGCAAUUAAUAUUCAGCUAUGCAAAAUAAUUUUGUGGUGAAGAAAUCACGUAGCAGGGAGAGCAGAACGAAACUAUGUGAAGAAAUUUCCGAGUGAAGGUGUCGGCUGUAUGUAGGAAAUUAUAAGCCGCCAUGCAUGCCACACCGUAUGCAUUGCCACGAAUCAACGUUAUGUGAUGUAGGUGUGAAAAUCGUUACCUGAUUCAAUUUAAAACAAAUUUUAAGUGAUGCGAGUAAAAAAGCUGCAAGUUUAAAAGGAUAUCAACCAACUGAAAAAAAAUGAUAACAUAUCGAAUUCGGGGAAGUCUGAUGCUGUUGUUAGUUCCUCCAAUGCAAAUCACAAUCACAAUUUAUCUAUAAAAAUAUUGUUUUAUUUCAACGUGAAUUAUCGCUCUCUUUCAGAUAUAUUGGUCAGUUCACAGAUUUCUUGAUGCAUAUCGUCACCCGUCAUGACAAUCGUUAUUUUAUUCGUUUGAAGGACAACUCUCAACAUUAAUCAGAACAUGCGCUUCCAGUUCACAGAAAUAGCUCAUCACAGCAGACUAAUCGGUUCAGAACGACAGCUACUAGCAUUCAACUAAUUAUCGGCAAUCAGCAAUCUAUCAAAUCCACUAGAAACGUCAUCAACAAAUUCGAUGUUUUCUGUGCAUAUUUUUCAUACGAAAGGUAUUUGCAAUUAAUAUUCAGUUAUGCAGAAUAAUUUUGUAGUGAAGAAAUCACGUAGCAAGGAGAGCAGAACGAAACUAUGUGAACAAAUUUCGAGUGAAGGUUUUGGCUGUAUGUAGGAAAUUAUUACAUGUCAUACAGUAUACAUUGCCACGAAUCAACGGUAUGUCAAUUAGGUUAACAAUAUAAUAUGUUAUUUAUUUUUUUAACUAAUUAAACAUAAUCCCUUUUUUAAUCUUACUAACCUGGAUACUUUUCUCAAAAUAAGUGAAAUUAUUCAAGAUUUGUAAUUGCAAAAGCAAAGCUAAACUGCUUUAAUUACUUGUGGGAGUUUUAGCAUGAACCUAUGAGAAUCUUUUUCUUUUUAGUUUUGCGAAGUAGGUGUCUUCAGCUGAAUCAAUUUAAAACAAAUUUGAACAGUCAGGGGAAAAAAAUUUAAACAUCAGGGAAAAUCAGGGAAUAUCAGCGAAUUUUUUUUUGGAAAUUGAGUUGCCACCCUGAGGUCAGCCACCUGUUGAGAGCCAGCAUAUCCCGAAGAAAUCGCAGGUUUCAUCAGAAGAAGAGUUCCAUGGAUUCGAGUUGGACGAUAAUCCCGAAAGACCAAAUUCAAGCCAAGGAAACCAUCAACCAAGCCGUCAACGUAGACCAAUCAAGAGACCAGCAAAAUUUGAUAACUAUCACAUGUAAUUUCUUAUUUUGAAACAAGGGGAGAUGUGGUACCCGAGUGGGGCCCUGAGAUAUUGUUGUAACGUUUGGAAUUGGGAAUAUGGUCCUGCACUGUUAGAUUUAGAAGCUAACGAACGCAGAGUGCAGAAAUAAAGUUUUUUG
Molecule: messenger RNA, 6334 nt
Organism: Wyeomyia smithii (pitcher-plant mosquito)
Lineage: Eukaryota; Metazoa; Arthropoda; Insecta; Diptera; Culicidae
Exons: 7
Coding region: 1978-3411 (477 amino acids)
Source: RefSeq, a predicted model, not a curated record